AUGCUGAACGACUGGUCACAGGGAUCAUCGAGCAAGAUGACUGCUCAAUUCUUCUCAAAUCUCCUGUUCACGAAACCGGAUAUUCACACCGCGAAAAGACAGCUCGAUUACCCUCUCUAUGCCGCCGAUUUCGACCCACUAAAUCACCAUUUCCUCCUUGUAGGAGGUGGAGGGGGCUCUUCCUCCACCGGCGUGCCGAAUAAGAUCACACUACUCGACACAUCAAAUCGGUCGGAGAUCAAGGAAGUUUCUGAGGUUAUUAUCCCAGCAGAAGAGGACUCGGUGGCUUCUCUGAGGGUAGCAGACUCAGAUCCGCAGUCGCUGCUUGCGUAUGCGGGUAUAAACAGCUCGCAGAAAGAUCAGAGGACUGGAAAGAAUGAGCACUUUAGAUCCUUUCGCGUGCCACUGCCUGCGCGGAGAAAAGUGGAUGGAGGGGAGGUUACUGUCAAGAAUUUGAUGGUUGAGCCUGUGCAGUCACUUGCGCGGACGAGUCUCUUCAAAUCAGCGACUGGGCUCAAGAAUGAAUGCUACCAGCGUGUAUUGAAGUUGUCACCGCCCAUCGUUGAUGAGUUUGUACCGGCUGGGAGGGACGGACUAGAGAAGCCCACCAAGACGCUGAAGAGGAGGCUCGUCACAAUUGCUUCUGGACUGGCUGAGCAGAAUGAAGUGAUCACAUUUCCAGCUGAGGAGUCACCUUCGAGGGGAAACGUGAUCUCAAGGCUCGGUUUGGAGAAAGAGGAAGCCAACGAUGUCGACUUGACGAGUGUCGACGACACAGGAUCAGCUUAUGUACUAGGCUACUGUACAGAUCACAUACUGUAUCUACAGCAAUUGGCUGGUGCAAAAGGUACCAGAAACUCGGAUGGCAUACCCGUGUUUGAAACGGCCACUGGCCCUCAAGGACGCUCCAAGAUCAGAGCACUGCGGUUUCUCAAUUCUCGAUAUUUGCUAUUGCUCCAGAAUAGAGUCAACCGUAGUGGAGCCGAGCUGAUUGUGUUCAAGAUCUCCAAGGAUUAUGCCCAGGUACAACAAGUCUUGGUCAAGUACAUCAACAACAUGAAACAGGCAGUUGGGCUCGACACAUGCACAUUGUCGAAGGAUGAAGGCGGUUCACAACAAUUCGUCGUUUCCGUAGCUGGCCAGGACAGCUCACUUCAAACCUACACUCUAGAUUAUGUGGGUGGAAGAGGUAUGACACCCUUUAAGCAGUACGCAGACUUUGUCGACGUGCACAGUGGUCCAAUCACGAAGAUAAGCUUCUCGAAUUUUAUCUCUCCGAGUUUACCUAUUACUGGAGACACACCCCCACAAUAUAUUCGCCUAGCGACAGUCGGAGUAGACAAGCAGGUCAUAGUGCAGACGCUACCGUUGAGACCUAGUCCGGCAACAGGUAGUGGGAAAACACGUCCUCGCUAUGUGUUGGUGGCGGCCAGUCAAUUCGGCUCGACACUUUACAGCUUGUUCGUGGGCUUUGCGAUAUUGAUACUCGGUCUCAGCGUGGUUCUAGCAUUCUUGGAAUUGCGAGGAGCAAUACCACCUAUUAUCGGAACGACCAGGUUCUUACCACAGAGGUGGCAGGAGCAGUACGGACGCAGCUAUCCAUACGCUCACGAUAAUCCAGGUCCAGUGAUACCCGAGUCUAUGCCAGCAGCAGCGCAAUCUGUGAUAGAUCGAAUCAAGUUGUCAGAAGCGACGCCGAUCAUCGAGAAGCUGGAGGAGAUACAAGAUCGUGCCAAGCUUGCGGCAGCUACUCCAAUCAUUGAGCAAAUGCAAGAAAUGCAGUCGUCUAUACCUUCACUGGAGACAGUGCAGGACACACUUGUUGGUCUUGUAUCUCAGAAGUCGUCGAACGAUGAGCACACCGAUAAAGCCGUCAUUGUUCGUGACGCCGCAAAUCUUGGUGGUGAACUAUCUGCUGAGAUGAGACACGAAGCUGAGAUCGUCAAGGAAGGUACGUUGAAGAGGUGGGAGCAUUUGACACAAGAAGACCAACGAACUUGGAAGCAGAAGCUAAAAGAUGCUGGACACUGGACAGAACAGCAGGGUGAGACGGUGUUGAAAGGGGUAUUUUUUGGACAGCUUGCUGGGAUAGUAGGCAACAUGGUGGGUGGUUGA
Lithohypha guttulata is the source of this 2115-nucleotide messenger RNA. RefSeq lists its product as uncharacterized. The record is from RefSeq and is a predicted model, not a curated record. The transcript is spliced from 2 exons. Lineage: Eukaryota; Fungi; Ascomycota; Eurotiomycetes; Chaetothyriales; Trichomeriaceae. Gene Ontology annotation, biological process: protein secretion. Bases 1 to 2115 code for a protein of 704 amino acids. Gene Ontology annotation, molecular function: GTPase activator activity; protein binding; guanyl-nucleotide exchange factor activity. Gene Ontology annotation, cellular component: endoplasmic reticulum membrane.